Drosophila willistoni is the source of this 1686-nucleotide messenger RNA. RefSeq lists its product as uncharacterized. Bases 1 to 1686 code for a protein of 561 amino acids. The transcript has 4 exons. Lineage: Eukaryota; Metazoa; Arthropoda; Insecta; Diptera; Drosophilidae. The record is from RefSeq and is a predicted model, not a curated record.
AUGUGGCAGAGACGAAAUGCCGAAAGUGUUAGGAACUUUGUUAUAUUUCUGUUGAUUUUACAAAACUGUGGCCAGGCACGCACCCAGCAGGAGGAGAGGCGUGAUGGAUUAGCAAAGUUGGAGUUUAGUGGCAUUGCUUUGUAUGUUUUUAAUUUUGCAAAAAUUUAUGAAACUUUGUAUACGCGAUUGCUGCAGGCUGUGGCUACACCCCCGGUUCGUCAAUUUGUUUUGAUUACAACCAAGAAGCCAUUUCAUAUUUUAGAACAGCUGCAGCAGGAUUUGCAUGAGAAACUAAAGCGAACAACAACAGUGAAACCCUUCAGUGUGCUGCAACAAUUGGAUCUGGAACAGCAGGCUCUGGCUCUGGCCAAGGCGAAUUCGAGUUUUAAUGUAAUGCAAGCCCUGCAAAUGGAAGAGAAGCUACGUGAUAGACUAACAACCACUGUGAAACCAUUCCAUAUGCUUGCCCAGUUGAAUCAUGACCAAGAGCAGGCAGACAAACGAACAACAACCAUUAAGCCCUUUCAUCCAAUCAAUGCGCUAAAACAGGAGGCAAUUCAGCAGCAUCUUGAAGAAGGCUUUGAAAUCCUUCAACCUGUUGCAUCAUCAGAACCGCAAGAACAACAUAAAUCUGAGGAUGUACCCAAAGAGCAAACGCGGGCCAAGGAAAGUCAGAAAAGAAAACGCAAACGUAUUCGCCGACGCCGUAAAAGAAUACGUCGUCGCAGGAAGCGUACACGUCGUCGCCGUCGAAAGAAGCGUAAAAAGAAACGCAAUAAGCGCAAGAAGAAGAAGUACAAGGGCCAAAAGGACAAGAAGAAGAGAAAGAAACGAAAAGACAAGAGAAAGAAAAAACCAAUGGAAGUAGUAGCUCCAGUUUUGGGUCAGCCGGGACAAGUUAUAUUUGCCAAUCCAACAAAGCAACCACACCAUUACCAUUAUCCUCAUUCCCAUCCAUAUCCGAAUGGCCAAGGUUAUCCCUAUCCCAUGCCAAUGCCAAUGCCAAUGCCCAUGCCAACGGACAUGAUGAUCACCAGCACUACCAAACGUCCAGCGACCACCACCACCACUCUGCGUCCCUUCAACAAGAUCAAAUACAUUCUGCGACACAAUAGCAUAUUCAAGAAGAAAAAGAAAGAGUAUCUCAGUCAUGUGGGUCAUGUUCUCUAUCCGUUCAUUAAAUUUGUGGCCUUCUUCACCGUCCUCAAUCCGUUCACACUGGGUGUGUUUCUCUUUACCCUAGUCUCGCCGGUGGUCUUUGGUUUUCUGGGCUUUGUGGCAUUGAGUGUCCUGGUCAAGCCAUUCCUUCAUUUGGUCUUUGGUGUCAAGCGUAAUGUGGACUACAUUCAUCGAAAACAGUGGCUGGCCAAUAGACAGGCUGAAAAAUUAAAGCUCGCCCUACGCCCAGUUACCAUACACAAGCACUACUAUCAGAAGCCUCAACAUUCGUCGCCGCCACUGAAACUACGCCCCGUUGCCGACUGGCGGCGGCAAAUCGCUAAACCGGGAACGGGACCCUUACCAGGACCAGGACCAGGACCACUAAUUAGACCAAGACCACCACCACUACCACCGCCAUUCAGGUUGCAUCAUAAUCCCUUACUGCCAGAUCAGCGUAAGGUACUUGAAGAUGAUGACUUUGAGGAUUAUGAUGGUCAUCAUGGCUGGCAAACAAAGAUAUUGUAA